Phytophthora nicotianae INRA-310 is the source of this 135-nucleotide messenger RNA. RefSeq lists its product as hypothetical. The coding region runs from base 1 to 135 and encodes 44 amino acids. NCBI's taxonomy places the organism in Eukaryota, Oomycota, Peronosporomycetes, Peronosporales, Peronosporaceae. The transcript is spliced from 2 exons. The record is from RefSeq and is a predicted model, not a curated record.
AUGUCGUCCCAGAAGAAGAAGCGUAAGGAGUCGCCGCUAGAAGAGGCUGACAGCGACCUGGACCUCUUUGACGAAGACAGCGACGUCGAGCCUACCCAGGUUGCACUCUCCACACAGGCGACAGGUACACUUUAG